Ustilaginoidea virens is the source of this 5859-nucleotide messenger RNA. RefSeq lists its product as uncharacterized. The transcript has a single exon. NCBI's taxonomy places the organism in Eukaryota, Fungi, Ascomycota, Sordariomycetes, Hypocreales, Clavicipitaceae. The record is from RefSeq and is a predicted model, not a curated record. Bases 1 to 5859 code for a protein of 1952 amino acids.
AUGCCACCGUCAAUACCGUCCGGCGACCACGCGUCGCCAACACCCACCACCCCGCCGGCAAGCAGCACAGCCGAUGCCCGCGCGGCGUCAGACACGUCGACCAACAAUGGCGGCGGCCGUUCGGCCGGUCCGAAGCCGAGCCCGGCGCCAAUUGCUGUCCCGAAGCAUCGGCCGCGAGCAAACUCCAGGAAGGAGCCGACGCUGCUGACCGACUUUCUUCGCGGCAAGCAGUCUCCCGCCCGCCUGGCCGCCGAUCGGAAACGCCGCCAGAGCAUCGAGAUGGUCAAGGCCGAGUUACGCCAGGAGAUGAGGCAAAGCUCCGUGCGCAAGCUCCAGCAGCCGGGCGGCGUCAGAGACCGAGUGUCCAAGUGGCAAAAGGCCCACGCGGCAGCCAUGGCCGAGGGCGAUCCGGACGACGCGGCCACCGAGCCCACCGAUGUCGCCUUCAACGAGGACGACCAGAAGAGCGUGACCGAGUCGGAUCGCAUCCGCAUCAAGUUCAGGCGGACAAGCAGGAGCGCGUCGAAGCCCAAGCCGCUGCCCGACUUUCUCAACGGCGCGUCCUCGACGUCACGCAACCCCAGCGGCGAGGCUGGCGGCCCGCCACCAACGUCCCCGCCCAAAAAACGAGUCGUCAGCGACGAGCAUUGGAGGAAGCCAAAAAACCGCGGGAGCCCUGCCAGCAAGACGUCUCCUUCCUCGGGCAGACGCUCCACCGGCGCCAAAGGUCUGCCGAGCGACUUUGUCCGUCAAUCCGGCGCGAGUCCUCUGGUGUCGGACAAGAUCAAGGAGUGGGCUGCCAAGAUUGACGUGCCAGACACGUCUUCUCCUCCGCCGGCUCAUCGAUCCUCCAGAUCGAGGGACGCGCGCGCCCGAUCGGAAGGCGCCACGAGUGAAAUGGGAGACUCGGCCAGCGACAUCACGGCUAGGUGGGUAGCCAAACGGCGUCCGAGGCAAGACGACGGAAUCCGUGUAAAGCCGUCGAGGCCAAAGACCCGCGGCGGCGGCGGCGGCGGCGGCGGCAACAACGACGACGGAAUCAGGGUCACGCCAGCCAACUCUCUCGCAGCCCUUGACAACGAUGGCAUUAGGGUCCGGCCGAUGAGUGAGGUCUCUCUUGCCGGAGCCCCGCCGGACAAGGAAACAAGAGUGUCCAGGUCGAGGAGCAAGACCACGUCGGAUUCUGGUCGUCUCAGUUUGCCAUCUUGUCGCAGCCGUGAUACAUGCGAGUCGGCCAACCUCUCGCAGCAGAGACGCAGCCCAAGUCGCAAGGAAACGCCCAAGAUUGAUGAUGAUGAGGAUGGGAUCGAACAAAGCUCGCGGCUCGAUACUCCUACCAAGGGCAAGGAAGCCGGCCAAAUCUCACGACUCGAUACUCCUGCCAAGGGCAAGGAAAUCCGACAGGGCAAAUCCAAACUCGUGUUUCGCGAAGCAACAUCAGUCAAGGACGAGGUUUCCGGCCCCAGUGACGAGCAGUCCGAGUUGAGCGGUGCGCCGAAUGCAAGCUCUGGCCGUUUCUCAAGUUUAGCCAGCAAAUCCGUCGCAGACAUUCCAGGGGAGAUACCUUUUGGCCACUCGGCUUUCAGCGAACUCGACCUGACCAUCAAGGGGCGACCCAGAAGCCGGCCAAAGAGAACCAAGGUCAACCGGAACACGAGUCUCAAAUCCGUCCCCAAAGUACUCAAGAAGGUGGUUGAAGAGGGCAAGAAGAUGAUCCACGAGAUGAACGAGCCCCCGCGGCAGGCCGUGGCAAACCAGCCGCCAAGCAUCGAGAAAUGGCUCAACAACACCGUGGACCCCUUUGUAGACGUGAAACCGACCGACGAAACGGCUCCUCAGCCCGCUCCAGCGGACGAGAACAAGACUGGGGAGGGAUUGGCUGACGCCGCAAAGCCACGCAGGCGGAUCUCGCAUGGCAGCAAACCAUCACAUCCGUCUGCCGCCAAGAGUCCCGGCAGAGCAGCCAAAGAGACCAAGAAGGAGGAGGCGGCGGUGGAAGACGUGUCAGAUGCAGCCAGGGAGCCAGCAACGCCAACGUCAACCGGCUUGAAGAGGAGUCGGGCCACUCGAGGCAAUUCUUCGCCUGUCAAACAGAGUCCCAGUAGACGACAGCUGCUUGGUGUUCUCAAGGAAGCGUUCCAGGGCGAGUCCAGCAGUCUCCCAACCCGGCUGAGAAGUUACCAGAGCAGUCAAGAGCGGAAGCUUCCCUCCCCCGACAACAUCCCCGAGCCCCUGCAGAUCCGAAAAUCCGCGCCAUCGUUUCCCAUCGCCGAAACAGCUUCCUCCCUCGUGGACGGUGACGUUGGUGACGGCCCGCCGGCCGUCAAGCUGGCUGCCCCGAGGUUUCGGCCGCCGACGACGGGAGACCAUGAGCUGUCGACAAUCUUGUCAGAGGGGGGCUCAAACGCCGUCGACUCUGACGUGAGCUCCCACGCAACACGCUCGACCGUCACGCAAUCCACCCUCCUAACAAAGGACAGCGCUAGUUCCGCUUCCCAGGCACAGCAUGGUCCGGGCCUCAAAAGACGACUUACAAAGCACUCCGACCUGGUGUCUGUUUUGUCGCUUCCUGACGACUCCAGCGUCCCAGACGCGGUCAGAAGCGGUCGAUCACGGCCCAGUCUGCGCAAGCUCAGGGGCGCCCCCGGAGGCGUGACAGCCCAAGAGCUGCUGAGGGAGUUUAUAGACGAUGAAAGCCUGUACCUUCGAGAGCUGAAAACCCUCGUAGACGGCGUUGUGCCGGUGCUCCUGUCGCAUGUCAUCAACGGGACGAAUGCCACGGAACUCUUUGGGCCGUCGUCCUCGGGCCAGAUACCGGAAACCGUCUCCAAGUCCGUCGUGAACAUGGGUGUGGCUCUGGAAAAGCUCAAGGGCGCCCACAGCAAAGCGCCCGUCUCGGACAUCCGGAAAAUGGCAAACUGGGCCCAUGGCGUCGUGCCCAUGUACAGCAGAUACCUCGGCGCCUGGCGCCUCGGCUUUGACGACGUCGUGGUCAACCUGGCGCCGGCUGCGGACUGGGCGAAUGACCAGGACUCCUUGUUGGCCGCGCUGCCGAGGAACGAAAAGGGGGAUAUUGUCGACGACGACGGAGAACGCGUGGCCGUGGCCCAUCUCCUGAAACGGCCUCUUAUCCGUGUGAAGCAGCUGACCAAGCUGAUGAGAUGCGUCGACACGCUUGUCGGGUCCGACGACACGAGCGAGCUCGUCAGGGACUUCGAGAGCUUGCAGGAAAAGGCCCGCCGACGGUGCAAGGAGGAGACUGCGCGAAUCGUGGACGAGGAAGCCAUCCAGACCGACACGUCUCGAUGCCGGGACCUCGGCACGUUGGAAGCCCUCCGAGGCGUGGCGAUAGAUGCUAGCCGGCAGGUCAGCGCCAAGGACGUCUUCUCCCUCAGCCUUUCGCACUCAAACGACCAGAGGCUCGACUGUCGCGUCGAGCUGGUGCACAGAGACAACCUGAGAGACUCCCAGGACGAAGGGGACUUGCUGAUACGCGAGGUUGGCGAGAGCCGCCGAUCCUACCUGCUCUUCCCGCCCGUUCCCAUGAGCAAGGUGUCUGCGCGUACCGGGGACGGCCACCUCGACAUGGUGGUCAUGGUCCGAGGCACAACCCGAGGCAGGGCAUGGCGCGAGCUGCUAACAUUGACGGCCGAUGACGAAGACCAGAUUCUCGACUGGCUGGAUCUUUUGCCUCUGACGCCCGUGCCGCCCGUGCCGCCCGUGCCGCCCACGGAGCCGGACCCCGUCACACCUCGCAGAUGUCGAGACGAGCAGCAUCAGCAGCUGGCAAUGCCGGGGACGCCGUCGCCGCGCGAGUCAGCGACGAGGGCUGCUGCUGCUCAUGGCUCGCCUGGACAUGCUUCCCCUUCCCCGAUCGCAAGGGAUGUUUCCACGUGCAGCCCUACCAGCGCGACAAGGGAUCCGCCCCUCCGGUAUCGCGAGCGUGCGCCUGUGAGAGAGCGGACACCGCCGACUUCGCCAACGCCCCCGAUGAAGAUGGAGAGGGAGGCUUUGGAAAAGACACCUACCAGGGAUGACUAUCGCGCCUCUGUAGACUAUGGAGGAAGGGGACGUCCUCUGAAAGAGAGCAUGCGACCCGAUCCUGCAGACUUUCAAGACAAGAAGCAGACCCAGCAGACCCAGCAGACCCAGCAGAGCCAAGCUCCAAACACGACGCCCUUCCGUCCGGACGGAGCGCCUCCGCCGCCGAUCCACAGAAGCCUAAGCACGAGCCACCCAGGGACUGGAGGAGACAUUGCCAAAUCGGCACCCGUGUUGCAGCCCCGAGCGGACCAGCCCGGCAGCGACCAUGGCCUCAAACGCCGCGGGUCGUCGCCCUUGAAGCACGAGUACCUGCCAUCCGACCAGUCGUCCACGUCGGAGGCAUAUUCAACGGAGGGAUCCGAGGUGGAAUCCUCCGACGACGACCUCGAGAGCCUCGACAUUCCAGAGACCGAGCUGGGCGUGAGCAUCAAAGAUGACGCAAGCGCCAUCGAACCACCGCAGAGCGCAUGCCGCUUCGCCGCGGAAUCCGAGUGCAGCUUGACGCCUGCGCACUCGGCUUCUCAGGUCGGCCUGCACGGACGCGGCGCGACGCCGAUCAAGAACGGGUCGCGCUUCCUGGCGCGCAUCUCGAGAUGGUCUGACAAGGGGUUGUGGAAGGACAUUACGAGCGACACGUGCUCCCUCAUUGUGACGAACGGGCUCAUUGAGGCUUACGCCUCUGGCACGGCAGCGGCAGCAUCGGCAUCAGCAUCAGCAUCAGCCGGCGACUCCGGCCACAAUCCCGGCCCACCAGUCGUCGCUCUCGACCUCACCCCGCUGGUUCUCAUCAGACAGAGCACCGCCGUCGACCUGGAGAUCCGGUCCUCGGUCCAACCCCACUCCAAGCUCUAUCCAUCGCACAGCGGAGGCAACUUUCGCUUCCGCUGCUUCGCCGCGGCCGACUGCUACAACCUGUACAUGUCGGUCCACCAAGCCCGGCUCAACAACCAAAAGUUUAUCCAGCUGGCCAACGACGCCAGGUUCAAGAGCUUUGGCGAGCGAAGACGCACGCCCGAGGACGAGGACGACGGCGACGGCGACGGCGACGGCGACGACGACGCGAGCAGCCGCCGCCGCCGCCGACGCGGCUGGUUCGGCAGGAAAAACAGCUACCGCAGCUCGGUGCGCGCCCCGUCGUUGUCGCACGACGGCGCCAGCACCUCGCCGUCGUCGACGCCCUCGGCGUCCAGCUUCCUCCGGCGGCUCACCGGCGGCGGCAACCUCGCCUUCAACCUUGCCCGGUCCUCCGUCGACAGGUGCUCGCGGGCCGGCGGCGGCCCAAACAGCCUGUACACGUCGCGGUCGUCGUCGUCGUCGGCCGGCGGCACGCCCCCGCGCUCCCCCUCGGUCAGCGUCCACAACAGCAGCCAGGGCGGCGGCGGCGGCAGCGGCGGCGGCAGCGGCGACAACUUGCGCAUUCGGCUGCACCUGCUGGUCCCGCCGGCCCGGUGGGAGGACUACGGCAACUGCAGCCUGCAGAUCCGGCGGCCGCCGCCGGGGUGGCGCCAGGCGCUGCGGGCCAACCACGGGCUGGAGAAGCGGGUGACGGUGACGCGGCUGCCGAGGCGGGAGGCGGAGCAGGCGUGGAUCGUGCUGGACGCGGUGCUGGGCAGCGGGUGCUUCUCGGCCAUGGGGAGCCGCGGCAUCGUGUGCGGCGUGUGGGAGGAGGUGCGCAACGGGGACGGCGUGGUGGGCAUGGUGCCCGAGACGGGGGCCACGGGGGGGAACAUCAAGAAGUGGUGUUUUCAGUUUGCCAGCGCGGCCGAGGCCAACGGCGUGCUGAGGCUGGUGCACCAGGAGGUUGUGCGGGCGUAG